CCCAGGAAGUGGUAGGCUGAGCAGAACUACGCAUGCGCCACACGCACCAUGGGCGUAGGACUUCGUCAGGUCGCUACUCCCUGCGGGGCGGAGGCCUGAUGCUGCCGGGAGGGGAGCGGGGCAACUGCCAGUGGACAUGGCGGCGUGCGGCAGCGGGGCUGUGCUCGCUGCCCUGGGAGUGCUUAGUAUUUGUGCGGUCAGCGGCUCUGGGCCCAUGGCUCAGGGGGAGACCGGCGGAGAGGCGGGCUGGGCAGAGCCGUGGGAUGGUGCAGUUUUCCGGCCGCCCUCGGCGCUGGGCGCGGUGGGGGUGGCGCGCAGUCCCGGGCCCUCGCAGCCAGGGAGGGAGGAGGCCGUGGACUUGCCGGUGCUGCUGUGGUGGAGCCCAGGGCUAUUUCCCCACUUCCCGGGCGACUCAGAGCGCAUCGAGUGCGCGCGCGGCGCGUGCGUGGCGUCCCGGGACCGACGGGUGCGAGGGCACUCGCGGACGCGCGCGCUGCUCUUCUACGGCACUGACUUUCGAGCCUCCGAGGCGCCGCUGCCGCGCCUGGCGCAUCAGAAUUGGGCGCUCCUGCACGAGGAGUCGCCCCUCAACAACUUCCUGCUGAGCCACGGGCCGGGCAUCCGCCUCUUCAAUCUUACUGCCACGUUCAGCCGCUAUUCUGACUACCCGUUGCCGCUUCAGUGGCUGCCCGGGACCGCUUAUCUGCGCCGCGCGGCGCCUCCGCUACAGGAGCGCGCUGAGUGGCGCCGACGCGGCUACGCGCCGCUGCUCUAUCUGCAGUCCCACUGCGACGUGCCUGCGGACCGGGACCGCUACGUGCGCGAGCUGAUGCGUUACAUCCCGGUGGACUCCUACGGGAAAUGCCUACAAAAUCGGGAGCUGCCCACUCCGCGGUUACAGGACACAGCCACAGCCACCACCGAGGAUCCAGAGCUCUUGGCCUUCUUGUCUCGCUAUAAGUUCCACUUGGCCCUUGAAAAUGCCAUCUGUGACGACUACAUGACAGAGAAGCUGUGGCGCCCCAUGCAUCUUGGUGCUGUGCCUGUGUAUCGCGGCUCUCCCUCUGUGAGGGACUGGAUGCCCAACAAUCACUCCAUCAUCCUCAUUGAUGACUUUGAGUCACCUCAAAAGCUGGCAGAAUUUAUUGAUUUUCUGGACAAGAACGAUGAGGAAUAUAUGAAAUAUCUGGCAUACAAACAACCUGGGGGCAUCACCAACCAGUUCCUUCUGGAUAGUCUGAAGUAUCGGGAGUGGGGAGUGAAUGAUCCUUUGCUGCCUAACUACCUCAAUGGCUUUGAGUGUUUUGUCUGUGACCAUGAACUGGCUCGGCUGGAGGCCGAGAAAGCACACGCAGCCUCUCCUGGGGACAUCCCUGUCCCUGAGCCUCACAUUGCCCAGCCCUCACACAUGGACUGCCCAGUGCCCACACCUGGAUUUGGCAGUGUGGAAGAGAUUCCUGAGAAUGACAGCUGGAAGGAGAUGUGGCUGCAAGAUUAUUGGCAAGGUCUGGACCAGGGGGAAGCUCUCACUGCCAUGAUCCACAACAAUGAGACAAAGCAGAGGAAAUUUUGGGACUACCUACAUGAGAUCUUCAUGAAAAGGAACCAAAAUCUCUAAUUAUCCUUGCAAGAGCCUUAAAAUUGGUAGAGUUAAGGAGAUGGAAGUCCUUAUUCUACCAUGGGAUAUGAGGGGCAUCUGCUGCAUAUCCCUUAACGAACACUGUCUUAUUAUGAGUUCAGGAAUUCCGGUUAUAUCCACUGAUAUUUUAUCCUAAUGAUGUGUAUCCAGUGUCUCAGUUUGUGGUAUUAGGGCCUCUCCUCAAUGAGAGAUGGAGGCUUCUAGUUCUUGGAUUAAUGGAAAACAGAAGCCUGAAACACCCACUUGUUUUAAAGUGCUGAUUCAACAGAAUCUUUAAAGAAUUGCAUCUUUCUCUAGCCAUUUCAUCCUCUUAACUGUGAUUGGAACAACAUCUUGGUACUUGGCUUAAGAAUGAGGUAAAAUGGACCACGUUUAGUAGGGUCUUAAAAUUUCUGUGCUCUUCUUUAAACUCUUUAUUAUUCAGUACCUUUCCUUUAUUUUUUUUACAUUUAAAAAAAAAUUUACUUUGAGAGACAAAGCACAAGUCAGGGAGGGGCAGAGAGAGAGAGAAUCCUAAGCAGGCUCUGCAUCAUCAGUGCAGAGCCCAAUGUAGGGCUCGAAGCCAUGAACUGCAAGAUCACCACCAGAGCCGAAGUCAGACACUCAACUGACUGAGCCACCCAGGCGCACCUAUUCAAUACCUUUCCUAAUCUCUUUUCAUCUCCUGCUUUAUAAAUGGUUACAUUGGUGGUGAAGCAAAACUCCUGGUGGGUUGUGUUAUGGUUCUUUGGAAUUGUAUUUUUUACAUCAUUUACUUGCUCUUGAUGUCAAACUUUUUAACUUUUUUUUUUUUCAGGUGCCUGGGUGGUUCAGGUCAUGAUCUUGUAGUUCAUGAGUUUGAGCCCCAUGUCGGGCUUUGUGCUGACAGCUUGGAGCCUGAAGCCUGUAUCAGUUUCUGUGUCUUCCUUUCUCUCUGCCCCUCCCUACUAACGCUCUGUCUCUCUGUUUCUCAAAAGGAAACAUUAAAAAAAUUGUUUUAAUGGUUUUUUCUUUCCUGGUUUUCCGUAAUCUGAUGAAGAUGCCACCAUCCCCACAUUCAUUCUCCUCUACAUUAAACUGGCUGUAGAUUUUUGACAGCUUUGCUUACUGCUGGUUUGCUUCUUUUUUAGGGAAUAGCUGUAAUUCUUUCUCAUCUCAUGAACAGAAAGAUCCGAUAGUUAAUAUAUAUCAUGUCAAUUUAAUGAAUUGUCCUGCUCUAUUUUAGGUUAGAGAUAGAGACUAUGGCUGGCAGAAAAACAAAAAAAAUGAUGGCAGAAAAACAAAUUUAAUAUUUAAAUGAUUUUUUUAAUGUUUCUAUUUAUUUUUGAGACAGAGCAUGAGCAGGGGAGGGGCAGAGAGAGAGGGAGACACAGAAUCCGAACCAGGCUCUAGGCUCUGAGCUGUCAGCACAGAGCCUGAUGUAGAGCUCGAACUCACGAACUGUGAGAUGGUGACCUGAGCUGAAGUCAGUCGCUUAACCGACUGAGCCACCCAGGCGCCCCUAAAUGAUUUUUAAAUGUUAAAAUAGACCAGGGUGAAUCAAACUGCAGGUUUUUAUAGGUCUUUGGUCUUUUCUGUCUGCCUAAUGAACUCUUCUCUAUAUUUUAUUAUUUAAAAAAAAUUUUUUUAAUGUUUAUUCAUUUUUGAGAGACAAAGACAGAGUGCAAGUGGGGGAGGGGCAGAGAGAGGGAGACACAGAAUCCGAAGCGGGCUCCAGGCUCUGAGCUGUCAGCACAGAGCCCAAUAUGGGGCUCGAACCCACAGACCAAGAGAUCAUGACCUGAGCUGGAGUCGGCUGCUUAACUGACUGAGCCACCCAGGUGCCCCUAUAUUUUAUUAUUUUUAAAUGCUACAAAAGUCCCAUUUCCUCCAAAGAAUCAUGAAAAUUACAUUGGAAAAAACAGCCCAGCAAUACAGUUGUAAUAAUUACUUCAUACUAUGGAGCACUUUUCAGUUCAUGUGGGAUGAAUAUUCCAACUUGACUCAUUCUGUUACUGAUAUCCUUCUGUUCAACUUUAUAGUACUUACUGAGACUACAUUUUGAUGGAACAUACCUAAACUCAAGGGGCUGAGAGGUGAGGCAAGACUUAUGUUGGUGGUGAAGCAAAACUCCUGGUGGGUUGUAUUAUGGUUCUUUGGAAUUGUAUUUUUUAUAACAUUUACUUGCCCUUGAUGUCAAGGGGCUGAGAGGUGAGGCAAGAGUUAGCCACCACAAGUGGCUGGUUCAGUAAAAAGCUGUUAGGCAGAUUUGGGGAUAUAGCCAAACUUUUAUAUUGCUGUGGCUUGAAAAUAAAGCUUAAAGGGCAGGGAGACCAUUAGCUUUUUCAGGGCCAGUGGAACAAGAAAUACCUUGGACCUUAGAGCUACUCUGGUUGUAAUGUGUAGUAUUAAUAAAUUAUCACUAAAGAAGUUCUAUAGCUUAUCAGUGUUAUCUAUAAAUUAAUAUGUAUAUGUACUUAUAUAUAUACACAUACAUACACUAAUUUACAACCAGAUGUGUGUGUGUGUGUGUGUGUGUGUUUAUGUAUGUAAGGUGCUUCAACAACUAGGGUCCCACACUUAAUAUUGUGACACCUAAGGAUGUGGCCAAGGAGAGCUCUAAUUUAGACUGGAUUUCAUGGUCAUAAUGGUUCUAUUUUCAUUUUAUUUUUUAGUAAAAAAUACCCUCACAACAGCAUGGAAAGUUUGCUUAACCUGUUUGGGCUUUUGCAGAAAAGCACAAGAGGGGAAGAUAGACCUUCAAAUGUACUAUUAAAAUUGGGUAUAAUGUAGACCCACAAAAAGAAGUCAAAUUCAGGACUCUGAUUUCUAAACUUGAAAUCUAUUUUUUUUUGGAGUAGUUUGUUUUUUUUUUAACGUUUAUUCAUUUUUAAGAGACAGACAGAGUGUGAGUUGGGGAAGGGCAGAGAGAGAGAGGAAGACAGACUAUGAAGCAGGCUCCAGGCUCUGAGGUGUCAGCACAGAGUCUGAUGUGGGGCUCAAACCAAUGAGUCGUGAGAUCAUGACCUGCACUGAAGUCGGGCACUCAACCGACUGAGCCACCCAGGUGCCCCUAAACUUCCAAUCUACUUAAAUGCAGGUGCUCAUAUAUAGUGCAAAAUACACAUUACUCAAAUGCAAACUAAGGUUAGGACUCAAGUUUAUGUGCAAUAAAAAGGGUAAGUGAUGGUUAUGCAAAAUGUAGAAUCAUCCUUACCUCUCCUAAUUACACCAGUUCAGAUUGGCAUUCCUUUUAUGUACAAAGUGGGCACUUUUAUGUACAAAAUGGGCCAGUUGUUGAAUGAUUGUGAAUGAUUGUGGCUGGAGACUCAGGCCUGCUUUGUGGACAGGGCUUUUUAGACGUUCUCCUUUAAUCCUAUUACCAUAAAAGUAUUCGUAAAAGAGCAAGAUAAGCCAGGUGCUACAUUUCCACAAGAGCAAGCAGAACCAAUAUGAAGAGAAAGCAAACAAUGUGAAUUUUCUCUGGUUUGGGGCUCAGUUUGCUCUGUCAACAGCAGCAGGCUUGGGGUUAUUGGUGGUAGAAGUGCUUGAUUAGGAGUCUUUUAUUGGACUGGGGGUGGAGCAUGGGGCUGAUGCCUUUAUUACUCCAUGUGUUGCAAUAUCCUAUAAUCUCAGGUUUCAUUUUGUAUAAUAAAUGGCUUCUUUUUAAA
Messenger RNA from Acinonyx jubatus (cheetah), 5268 nucleotides. It is a transcript of the gene POFUT4, whose product is annotated as fucosyltransferase 11. The record is from RefSeq and is a predicted model, not a curated record. Gene Ontology annotation, molecular function: alpha-(1->3)-fucosyltransferase activity. Gene Ontology annotation, cellular component: Golgi membrane. The coding region runs from base 137 to 1618 and encodes 493 amino acids. Lineage: Eukaryota; Metazoa; Chordata; Mammalia; Carnivora; Felidae. The transcript has 3 exons.